CUUAUUCCUGCCCACCCUAGGGAGGAGCCUUAACAGAAUGUGCCUGAUCAGAGAGAAUUCUGGGAGGAGAACCAGUCCCUGUUGCGCAGUCAGAUGGAUUCCAUUGAUCCUGAUCCUGGGCUUGUUGGUCUGGUCCUAUCACGUCUUGGUCUAUGAAAUCUGCAUAAAAAAGGUGCAGGACUAUGUGACCAUGGGAACUUUGUUACUUUGUUACCACCUACUAUUGUUCAUGUUCCUGUGGACUUGGUUUCAAUGCAUUUGCGAAUUGCCAGCCAAAAUUCCAGAUCAAUGGAAAAUAUCCGAAGAGGAUGUGAGCAGACUCAAGCGGGAGGAUGGACCAGAGGCAAAAGCUCGAAUACUUAAUAAUGUUGCAAGGAACUUGCCCAUUGCUACGUGCAACAGCGACGGAUUGGUGAGAUAUUGCAAGACUUGCUGGAUAAUAAAACCGGAUAGGGCCCAUCACUGUCGUAACUGCCACAUGUGUGUGCUGAAAAUGGAUCACCAUUGCCCUUGGGUGAUGAACUGCGUCCACUUUCACAACUUCAAGUACUUCAUACUCUUCCUUUUCUACGCCGAAGUAUAUUGCUUCUUUCUGUUCUGCGUGAUGAUCUAUGAUCUGUACUUGAUCUGCGGAUUCGAUGUAAGGUAUCUGAAGCAGGAGCAUUCCUGGAACCUUCUGCAGUACGUGGUAUGCCUGAUCUUCAACAUUUUCACGUUCAUAAUGUACGUUGUCAGUGUGUUUAAUGUAUCCCGAAAUCGCACUUCCAUGGAAUCGAGUUAUACUCCACACUUCUUCGUUGGCGGUAAGAACCAUCGCGGCUUCGAUUUGGGUUGUGCUGCCAAUUUCCGAGAGUUGUUUGGCGUUAAAUGGUAUCUCUGGAUUUUCCCGAUCUUCUCGAGUAGGGGUGAUGGAUUAUCCUUCCCUUUGGCCACCAAUCGACUUAAGGAAGUUCGUACUGACGGUCAGAAGAAAGAUGAUGGCCCAUCUAGGGCUCAAAUUGUUAAAAGGAACAUGACUCAACUUCUUGGAAUUCAUCAUGCAGCUCUUAACUAUGAAUAAGUGACAUAAAGCUCUUAAAGAUUAGAAACAAAAA
This is a messenger RNA of Drosophila eugracilis, 1094 nucleotides long. RefSeq names its product palmitoyltransferase ZDHHC15B. Gene Ontology annotation, cellular component: endoplasmic reticulum; Golgi apparatus. Gene Ontology annotation, molecular function: protein-cysteine S-palmitoyltransferase activity. Bases 38 to 1060 code for a protein of 340 amino acids. Gene Ontology annotation, biological process: peptidyl-L-cysteine S-palmitoylation; protein targeting to membrane. Lineage: Eukaryota; Metazoa; Arthropoda; Insecta; Diptera; Drosophilidae. The transcript has a single exon. The record is from RefSeq and is a predicted model, not a curated record.